AUGUUGUUCUUAACCGAUUCUCCUAUUGGUGAUCGGUUAUGUGCUCUAAGGGUAUGGUUGACUCGAAGAUCGCUUCCACCAGGUCCUAUUCCGAUUCCGUUCGUUGGAAAUAUGCAUCUGUUAGCAUAUAAAAUUCUGGUCGAGAAGAAGGAUUUUGCCGAGUCCAUGAGAGAUUUCGUCAAAUGGUCACUUCUUGCUAGGAUGAUUCUGCUAAUUCAGGAGUACGGUAGCGUGCACACCUUCUGGUUCGGACCCGUUGCUACCGUACAGAUUUGUGACUAUCCAAGUGCAGCCGAAGCAAUGAUCAAGAACGGAGCUGCAACUGUCAAUAGAGCUCUACCGUUCUUGUUCGAGACCUCACGAGGCGGUCGAGGAAUCCUAGCCUCAACGGAUUCGUUUUGGACCGAGCAACGACGAUUUUCUCUUCAUACGCUCCGUAAUUUUGGGCUCGGAAGGAACACAAUCGAGGAACGAAUCAUCUACGAGUUGGAUUGGGCGUACGUUCUAUUUUGA
Molecule: messenger RNA, 513 nt
Organism: Cooperia oncophora
Lineage: Eukaryota; Metazoa; Nematoda; Chromadorea; Rhabditida; Trichostrongylidae
Source: the annotation of a GenBank genome assembly